Rhizophagus irregularis DAOM 181602=DAOM 197198 is the source of this 1879-nucleotide messenger RNA. The record is from RefSeq and is a predicted model, not a curated record. NCBI's taxonomy places the organism in Eukaryota, Fungi, Glomeromycota, Glomeromycetes, Glomerales, Glomeraceae.
UACAAAUCUGCUGGUUCUUGUUUUCUCUCAACUCUACAAUGUCCUUGCCACCCUAUACCAAAAACUAACAUUUAGACUUUUAACUUUAUAAACUACUUCUCUCACUAUUAGUUAGUUUUAAAGCAUUUUUUUAAAUUUUCUUCCUCCAGUACUUUACCGGUAAGAGUCUGCACCUACUACUUUUUCAAGCUGAAUAAAACGAAGAAAUGGACCAAUACCCAAGUCUCGCUUCGUCUCGUCGUAACUCUGCCGAUUCUUCCGUUUCUACUGAGACUGUGUCAUCGCAAACAACGCCAAUAUCUACUACACCACCAACUCCUAGUGAGUUUGAUACACAUAUCACAGCACUUCAGUCAGUUACAACAGCUCUUGUUUCAGACCAAGCUUCAAGAACACAAUCAGCUGAUGGCAGUGCUAGUUCAAGUCAUAGAGAAUCAAAAAGACAUGGUGCUAAACCUCCUCGUCAACUUCAAUGUUAUAAUUGCGGUAUAAAAAAUACACCACUCUGGCGUCGAACACCAGAUAGAAUGCAUUCACUUUGUAAUGCAUGUGGGUUAUAUUUUAAACAGUAUCAUGUUCAUAGACCUUUACAUAUUAUACAUAAAACUAGAACAACGUCAGCAAAAUCUUAUCCUUAUAUCUUACCCGCAUCAAAAGAAGACGAUGAUGAAGAUGAGGAUACUGAAGAUGAUACUGAUGUUGUUAUGGAAGAUUAUUCUGACCAGUCAUCCUCGGAACAACCAUUAGGGCAGGAAUCAAAUGGUGAAGAGGUAGCACCAGAAUUAGGAUCCAUCGAUUCACCGACAAGAACACCAACACCUACCCGUUCAAUAUCAGCGGUUUCUGAAAAUACGUAUAUGCGUCCGACUGUAACGCAGACAUCCACACCCGUUGCAUCGCCAACCAUAAGACCUGCAAAUAUGCCAUCAACAGCCUUACCAAAUACAUCUUCCUUACCACCUCCAUCUUUACAUCCUUCAACUAUACCACCUGCACCAUCUACCACGAUAGCACCAUCAACGAUAUCAUCAACGAUGGCUGAUAUACAAAUUCAAUGUGCUAAUUGUGGCCAAACACAAACACCCUUAUGGCGAAAGAAUGAUAAAGGACAACCAUUGUGUAAUGCUUGUGGAUUGUAUGCUAAAUUGCAUAAUAGAGACCGUCCUAUCGCUAUGCGUAAGUCAAAAAUUCAACGUCGUCGUCGCGAUUGGAACAAAUAUGGCCAUAUUGAAGAUGGUCAUAAUACUGAAGAUUCUAUUGAUGGCAUAAAUUCAUUGAACGGAAGUCCGAUGUCUUCAAAUAAAUCUAUUACAUAUCACACUAUUCUUCCUAAUCAACGACCUAUAAUGCCAAUGAUUAUGUCGCCAAGUCAUAUUGCACCUGCUCUUUUAACUUUGGCUACAGCUGCUACUUGUCAACGAGAACAAAUUCUGAUGGAAGAACGCCGUCAACAACAACAACAGAUGCAGGUAGAUACAACGGAUGAACAUAAAGAUCAAAAUCCUGUUCUUUCUGCUUUCCUUACGCCACAAUUUGAUAAUAACGAUGAAUCCAAGUUCAAAUCUUUCGUAGAUCAAAUGUCUAGAAAGGAGAAGGAAGAUGCUUUGAGAAUAUUUGAAAGACGAUGUGAAAUUUUGAAAGAAGCUUUGGGAGAUCCAUAAUAGGCUUUAAUCAGUAUCUCAAAUUUCUUAUUACGUUUGUCAAAGUAUUCCGGAGCUUUGUUGAUUGAGUGUUAAUAACAGGAACACAUCUCAUUAUUCAGGUUAUUGUUAUGGACUAUCUUGAAAAACUUUAUUGAUAGAAAAUUUUAAGAUAUUGUUUACAUCAAUUAUAUAUUAUUUCCUUUUUAUCCCCGAUUUUUUUAAAAAAAGUUUGUUGU